Epinephelus fuscoguttatus (brown-marbled grouper) is the source of this 5090-nucleotide messenger RNA. RefSeq names its product protein phosphatase 1, regulatory subunit 3Aa (gene ppp1r3aa). Bases 91 to 4206 code for a protein of 1371 amino acids. Gene Ontology annotation, molecular function: glycogen binding; protein phosphatase 1 binding. The record is from RefSeq and is a predicted model, not a curated record. Gene Ontology annotation, biological process: regulation of glycogen biosynthetic process. Gene Ontology annotation, cellular component: protein phosphatase type 1 complex. The transcript is spliced from 4 exons. NCBI's taxonomy places the organism in Eukaryota, Metazoa, Chordata, Actinopteri, Perciformes, Serranidae.
CCAGGCUAGGGGCACUCGGGUCUGUGCCACCCUCCGAGCCAGACGGACAGCAGGACAGGCAGACAGCCGCCUCUCAGACCGCUGCACAUUAUGGAGGGUCUGUACAUCCAGCCCUUGGAGGAGGACAGGGCGGUUUUAGAGGAGGGAGGUGAAGAAAAUGGGGAGCAGGAAGAGGGAGGAAUGGAGGCCUCGUCUCCCACAGUUUCCACCACAGACGAGGAAACAGACGAGGAGGAGGAAGCAGAGCCCCCACCGGUCAUGCCCUGGAGGAGGGUGUCAUUCGCCGAUGCAUUUGGCCUCAACUUGGUGUCGGUUAAGGAGUUUGACAAUGUUGAAGUGACGGACCCAGAAGUCAGCCAGCCCCCUGAGAACGAGGCAACCCAUCCCUUGGAGGAGUACUACAUGUCCUGUCUGUUUACAGUCCCCUCGUCCCCAGAGGAGCUGGACCAGAGGCUACAAGAACAGAUGGUUGAGCUGGAAAGCAUCGAACUCCUGCCGGGGACCACCACACUCCGUGGCAUCAUCAGGGUGGUCAACCUCUGCUACAGCAAGUCUGUUUAUGCCCGGAUCACCCUGGAUCGCUGGAGGAGCUACUUUGACCUUAUGGCGGAGUACGUGCCUGGUUCCAGCGAUAGGAAAACAGACAGGUUUACCUUUAAGUAUACUCUGGUGCCUCCUUUUGAGAGAGAGGGGACCAGAGUGGAGAUCUGUCUCCGUUACGAGACGUCAGUGGGCACUUUUUGGGCUAACAACAAGGAAAUGAACUAUGUGCUGUUCUGCCACCAGAAAGUAAAUACAAAGGAGCAGGGGCCUCAAGUGCAAGAGGAGAGUAGCAGCUACAAGAGCAAGAGGAGCUGUCUUAGAGCUAACAGGAGGGGAGGUUUAGAGGGAAAGACCAAAGAGACCAGCGACACAUCAACAGUUGCUGCAGGAGCAGAGGCUGCACCUAAAGCGGAGGAGGCAAACAGAAAGGACAGCACAGAUGUACAAUCACUACUGUACCGUGAAGAACAGAAACCUUUGGUGGAUAGCAUAAAAAGCAGGAACAGAGCAGCACGUUUGGCACGUGUGCAAGACUACCUCUCCCAAAGCAGGCAGCAAGUACCACAGGCUUAUUCACAUGACUCAGCCAAUGGCCAAAAGGUUUCUCAGCCUUCGCCGACUACAUGGGGGGACUCUGCUGGCUCUCUCUUUAAACGGCAAAAGAAACAAUGUAGCGAGACUCCACAGGUGCUCACCUACCACCAGAUUCCUCUGCUUACACUGGACUGGAAUAAUGACAAAGCCAAUCAGUGGGUGGCAUCUGACAUGGAUGACAUGUGGACUGAGAGGGCUAAAAUGACCUUGUCAAAAGCGUCAGAGGAAAAUAUAGAAGAUACACCUCCUGUCAGUGAUACGUGGGAGACGUUUCUCAACGGUACAGAUGAUACUGCUGAUAAAGAAACCUCUGUGUGCGAUGUAUGGCAGGCAUUUCUUAAUGGGCCGAGCUGUACGGACCAUUCUGCUGUUCCAGAGUCAGAAUGGCUGCAGACAGCAGCCUCGGUGUCUCCCUCAAAUGAUAAAGAACCCAGUGCCCAAUAUGUAGCCAGCAGUCAAGAGCAUGAAAUUCAGGUGGGCUCGGAUACACCCACCACCUUCCAUGCACACACCUCAGCUGUAUGUCAGCAGCUGUCAGAUACGCGCGAAAUAUCAUUGGCUAAUGUUGCCUUUAACACUGACGACCACCAGCCAGCAGAGGCAUGUGUCAGCAGCCGGAGAGAUGACAACACAGCGACACAAGAUGCAUCCCAAAGGUCACAGACAAACUCCGUAACAGACACUCCGCAGGAAUUCUGCCUCAAGGGGGCAGCGCCUGUGUCCGAGGGCUCUGUUGACAGAUCAACUGAGUGUCAUGAGCAUGCGAUCUGGGAGCAAGAAAAAGAAGGAAUAACAGAAAGAGCAGAAGGAAUAGGAAGAGAUGAGCCCUUCACAGCACACACAGCAGACUUAGUAACAAGCUCAGGGGAGUCGGAGACAACAGACAUGACAGCAAUGCCAGAGUCUCAGAAUGCCACCGCCGUUGAUAGGAUCUCACAGGGAGCAAGGCUGGAUGAGGGUCUUUCUUCCAGCAGGGAAGGGGAGGUUACAGGUACUGCACACAAUGCGACGGAUGACACACUGGCAUUUAGGGGGACAAUCAGGCAGGGGACAAAGGAUGGGGAGAGGUUUGUCUUUUCCACAUACAGACAAGGAGUGGAGGAAGGGAUCGUGAAUAACUCCAUGGAAAAUAAAAUAUCUACAGAUGAGAUAUUUAGGCCACAGAAAACUGAAGAGUGUGAAAUCUCCCAGAGGUAUGCAGAUGAAAAGCAACAAGAGGAAUUCAGGCUGAGCCAAAACAGUGAAAAUCCAUUACAGGAGAAUGAGAGCAAUGAAAAUGAAAUAAGACCUGCACAGUCACAUGCAGAUGAAUCCAAUCCAAGCCAAAUGUGUGAGGAAAAUCUCAAGCAAAGCCAAAUACUGGCAAGUGAAUACACAUUGGAUGAAUCAGAGAGUGAAGAUGCUGCAUCAAAUAAAGACUUGGAAGCGUUCAAAAAGACAGAGGUGGAACUUUCCUAUUGUUCAGAAAGCGAAGAUACAAAGAGACUAAUUGGUGCAGAAUCAAGAAUUAUCCAGGUAUUAAAUGAGGAACAUAAUGACAAGGCUUUGCACCUUAAUUCAUUGUGGCAGAGGGGAAACACAUCAACAACUUCAGAAGUACAUAAUAAAGAGUCAAGGCCAAACCAAACAGUGGAAGAGAUGUGUAUUCAGAAAGAGGAGGACUCAACACAAAUUCAGGAAAAUGUACUAAAAUCAGGUAAAAGUGGCGUAGUCUCAAACCAGGAAGAGGAAGGAAAGAGCACAAGGAGUGAUGGAAUAACUGAACAACAAGAGGAAGUGACAGUAGCCCAUGAUACAUUCAGGCCUUUUCCAACACGUAUACUCAACCCAAACCCAGUGGAGGUGGUAGAAAUGAGAUGGAGUCAUUCACAGGAUGAUAUUAAGGGUCAGAAAGGGGACAGAGGGCAUGAAAUGGGUCCGGAAGAUACGGCGAACAAGAAUGUUGCAAAGAAAGACACUCCAACAGUACUUCAACACCAACCUGAGACAUUAGAAAGAACAGAGCAAGAUAUGAGUCAGAGAGACAAAGAUGAGAGGGUGAGUAUUGGAAAGCUGGAAAUAGAAGUGCUGGGGGAGUUGAGGGGUAAUGUGGAGAACCCUCAGGGGGAGAGGAAGAACGCACCAACUGAAUUGAAAGAACGAGAGUUGUCAGCAGAAGUUGAGAGCUCUCCAGGUGUUGAAUAUAAAAAAUUGUCAGAGGGAACAAAAGAACCCAUUACAGCAGAAAAUACUGCAGCACUUGAAGUGAUAGAGUCGGGAUUGGAGGAGAUGUUCAUAGAAAGAUUUGGGGAAGAUUUGGUCAGGGGGAUUUGGGAAGAGGUAUUUGGUCGGCAAGAACAGGCCUUUAAUAGAGACACAGAUAUUGGAAUGGGCAAGCUAGGAGAUGUACCUGAUAUUACACAAGACUGCCACGUUCUUUUUGAGAAAGACUGCGAUGAUGCUUUUGAUUCAGGUGUAUUUUCCUUGACAGAACUACCAACAGAUCCUAAUUUAAGUCUUUGUGAAGGCCUAGAGCAAACCUUAGCCACUAAGGGCAAGGGAUACUCCCCACAAGAAAGAGGUCACUCACUCACCACAGCAGAACAAACCCUGUCUCUGUCAGAAACACAGGCAGAUUUUAAUUCAAGUGCUCAUCUAAGUCAAGAUCUCACCCACAUUUUAGCUGCUCAGAGUAGGCAGUCAUUGACUGAAUCAGUCCAAAGCUCUCCAAAGGAUCAGGGCACUCAAAUAAAAGAAAGAUCAGUCUCCCGUCAGGAGACAGGUAGACAAAUAGAAGACCGUGUCGCCCACGGGGAGGGUUUUAAUCAAUCAGCCCACCCAUCCCACAAGCAUCCAAGUUCCUCCUCUGACAAAUUAAAAGAGUCCGAUAGAGUUGUAUGGUGGACUGUGUUAUACCUCCUCAGUCACAUCACCAGACUUCUAAUCUGCAUCGUCUUAGUUGCUGGAUUCUUUUUCAUUGUUUUCCUGUAUGAUUUCCCAGCAUUUGCGCUCUACGUAUUUUCAUUGAGCUGGUGGUUUUAUAAGUGGAAACAACAUCGAGUGACGACGGACAAAGGGAUGGAGGGAUAGCUUGAGAGUUAAGAGAGAAGGAUGGGUGUUAAAAACUGCUGUGUGUAGCAUUUUUAAACAUCAUCACUCUUAAAUUAAACGUAAUGCCUUCAAUAUCUUCGUACUGUUUAUUCAGACUGGUCAGACCAUUGUGGAGAUGACUGGAAGCUACAAAAAUGGUGCAAAAAACCCCAAAUGCUACACACAGCACUGUGUGUUUGAUUGUGUGUUUUCAUGUUUGGUUGUUUCUUUUCUAACUCUAAGUGAGUUUAUUGCAGUGGUGGCCAACUUUUUUUUGGCUUGUGACCUCUUGGGCAAAUGUUGGCGAGCUAUGUAUGACCAUUUCAAUCAAAGAGAGAUUUUUUGGGGGGUUUACUUGCUUCAUUUAAAAUAUUUAGAUGUAAGGAUGAAAAAAUAAACAUAAUUUGAUGCAGUAGAAAGGUAUUUUUAAACUUAAUUCCUCUCCCAUUAUGCCCCGUGGCUCUUUAAAUUUUUCUUUCAACCUCUUGUGAUGGUCCUAUACUCCAAAUUGGGAACCACUGUAUUAGUAAAUCAGGAGAGAUUUGGUCUUUCUUCAUAAAUCAGAUGUAUCUUUUCCAAUAACCUUGAAUUUAAUUGGAACACUAAACAAUGAAAUUUAUAGAAAAAUUCACCUGUUGUUGAAUGUUGUUAUUGCUGAUGUAGUGUAAACAGUUAUGUGUAUGAUGUGUGUAUAUUUGCAGUGUUUUAUGGGCCCAAUAUCACUUUACAAUACACCAAAUGGAACAAAGUAUGACUUUGAUUCUUGUAGACAAAGGAUGUCUGCAAUAGAGGGGCAUUGGAGAUUUGACAUUUCUAUUUCCUUGCUGUUCUUCAAUAAAAGAAAUUCAGAAAGAAACAACUUUUUUGUUCUUUUACAGCCUAAA